GAGCCGUCAGCCCAGGAAAUGACGGUGGCACCAGGCUAGGUCCGUACAGAUAUUUGAGAGAUUUUAGUCUCGAUGAGAUCGAGGGCGGCUUGUAAGCUGCCUCGUUUAGAAGUACACGGUAUUCGCGGUGCUUCACUGCUCCACCUUUCUCUGCUGCUCUGUCGUUUUCCAGCGGUCGGAAUAGGAGAGACGCUGAUUGGUUGACGGUAUGAGCCUGUCGCUGAUUGCCAGGAGUUUCUAGUCGAAGCAGAGAUACUGGUGAAGUAGGAAUAUUGGCGGAAAAAGUCUUAAUGCCAAACGAAGCGCCAUGAAUCAGUGGCGUCGCUUUCAGUUCUUCGAGGAUCGCUCUCCCGCCGGGCCGCUAGCCGACGCGCUCGCGCAGGGCGUGCGGUGCGGCGCGGGAGGCCGCGGACGACUAGCUGUUGGGACGGAGAGCGGCUCGGUGUUGCUACUGGAUCGGUCGCUGCGGGUUCGGCGAAGCUUCGUAGCUCAUGAAGGCCCCGUGGCGUUCCUACACCUGUUCAAGCAACGCAACUCCCUUCUGACCGUGGGCAAGGAAGAAAAGGGAGCUGCAGUGCGGCUGUGGGAUCUGGACAAGACUGCCGCUCCUUUGGCUCCUGAUGCUGCUGCUUCAGGUGUUGCUUCAGGUGCAGCAGCAGGAGCAGAGGGAGGAACACCUGUGUGUGCACGCACGUAUCAUAUCUUCUCAGAUGCAUUUCCAGCUGCAGAGAUCACAGCCUGUACAAUCCACGAGGCCCCGCAGCUGAGUUACAUCCUGGCCGUUGGAUUAGCCACAGGAGCCGUGGAUGUGCUUCUAGCCGACUCGUCCCUGAGGAUCAAACGGUUCCGCAUUCCCCCUCACAGCAACCAGGGGCAAGGGGGGGGGGGAGGUGGCGUGGGGGGCGUAGGAGGGAGAGAGGGUAUAGGGGAAGGUGGAGGCCGAGGGGGAGGAGGAGGAGGAGGGGUUGUAGAUGGCCAAGGUAAUGGAGAUGGGAGAGGAGGUGUAGCAGCAGGAGUCGCAGCAGGAGUAGGAGCGGGAGGGAGGAGUGACCAGGCCUCGUCUUCCUUGCACUCCGCCCCAUCUGCUUCCACUUCUGCAGCAGCAGCUGCUGCAGCUGCUGCCGCUCUCCCCCCCGUUGCAGUCACAGGGUUGGGUUUUCGGAUCCUGGAUUCGGGCCCACAGCUCUUUAUAGUCACAGGGGAGAGCGUGUCACUGUUCACGCUGCCCAGUGGCGCGUUUGGGGCGGCAGGAGGGGGGGAAGGGGGGGGAGGGGAGGAGGGGAAAGAGUGGUGUUGGAGGAGAGAGGAGGAGACGUGCUGUGUUGCACCAUGUCAGAUACUCAGGAUCUGGUGUUGGCGCGGCCAGAGGCGUCUUACUGAUCUGGUGUUGGCGCGGCCAGAGGCGUUCUACUGGUUCAACGAGGAUGGGCCGGGGGCGUGCUUUGGGCUGGAGGGCACCAAGCACCGCGUCGCAUGCCUGCGCUCUUACCUCCUCUGCCUCCACUCCCCGCCCUCUGCACCCUCUGGUGCUGCUGCUGGUUCAGUAGCUACUGCUGGUGGUGGUGGGGGUGGUGGCCGUCUGGAUUCAGGCAAGAGGUCUGAUCAGGGAAGUGAAGCAGUAUCAAGCACAAAUCAGCAGCAGCAGCAGCAGCAGCAGCGGAUGGUUCUCUCCAUAUAUGAUACACGCAACAAGCUGGUGGUGCACAGUGCCGCUCUUGGCCCCGCUGCCUCGCUCCUCGCCGCCUCUCUGCUGCUGUGCGAGGGCGGGGCAGUGGUGGUGCUGACACUGCACCGGAAAGCAGCUGGGGGGGAAGACGCAGGAGGAUCAGGAGGAGGAGGAGGAGGAGGAGCAGCAGCAGCAGCAGGAGGAGGAUCAUUACGUGUGGAGGCACGGGGGUUGCUGCUGGUGGAGAGGGAUAUGGCAUGGAAGCUGGAGGCCUUGUUCCGGAAGGGUUUGUAUGCGAGUGCGCUGGACCUGGUGGUGUCGCAGGGCGGCGAUGCUGCUGCCACCGUUGAAGUGCUGAGGCGAUAUGGCGACCACUUAUAUGCUAAGCAGGACUAUGAGGAGGCCAUGGCGCAGUACAUGCGCACCAUCGGGCAGUUGGAGCCAUCUUACGUGAUUCAGCGGUACCUGGACGCGCAAAGGUUGGGUCUUCUGGCGCGAUACUUGGAGCGGUUGCACGAUAAGGGGGUUGCGACGCCGGACCACACCACCCUGCUUAUCAACUGCUUCUCUCGGCUCAAGGACGUGUCUAAGCUGGACGCUUUCGUUCGAGCGGGAUUCGAUUCUGCCGCUACAGACGCUAGCGAAACCACAAAUACAACAGGAGGAGCAGCAGCAGCUGGAACCAUGCCUCCUUUUUCCUCCUCCUUUGCCUCCUCUCUCUCCCUCUCACUCUCAUUCCCUCACACCUCAUCCUCCUCUCCCCAACUCCCCUACGAUCCCGAUACCGUAAUCCAAGUCUGUCGUUCCGCUGGAUAUUAUGACCAAGCUCUCUUUGUUGCCCAGCGGGCCGCUAAGCAUUCUGCUUACUUAAAAAUCCUCGUUGAGGACUUAAGGCGCUAUCCGGACGCGCUUGCAUUCAUAUCUGGUCUUGCUGACCGCCCGAAGAUUGUUUCGGCUGCCCGGGAGUACGGCCCAGUGCUGGCGGCACACCUGCCCGAAGAAACGAUUUCUUUGUUCUUGGAACUCUGCACAGGAUUCGGCACCAACAGAGAGGGGGAGGGAAUGGGGGGAGGGACUUCAGCAGCAGCAGCACCACUUGGGGGAGGGGGAGCGGGGGGGGGAGGAAGCGGAGGGGGAGGAUCUGGGGAGGGCCCAGGGGGGCCAGGUUUGGGGCGGUCUCGGUUUAGGGAGAAUAAGGAAACUGCCUCUCCGCGCUCCAGUCCCCGUGCCUCUUCUGGUGCUGCUGCUAGUGCUGCUGAUGCAGCAACAGCUACAGGCACAGCAGCAGCAGCAGCAGCAGCAGCACCCGUUCCUCCUGUUGCCAUCCCCCCUCGCUCCUCCAGCUUCCGAAAGUCACUUGUUUCCGGCUCGGGCAGGCUCGCGGGCAGCCCGGGCAGUUCAGGCAGUUCGGGCAGUCCGGGCAGCAGCAGCCUGAGAAUUCGCAUCACAGACUCCGGGCAGCAGCAGAAAUAUCUGUCUCCCAUGGAGUUAGCACCAGUGUUCGUGGACCAACCACGAUGCUUGAUGAAAUUUCUGGAGAUUUACACGGAGAGGGUGAUUGACUCACCCUGGCACAAAGAAGUCCUCAACUCCCUCCUCGAGUUAUACCUCUGUUAUGAGACCUCAGCCUGUCUUCCAUCUUCUUCCUCCUCCUCCCUCCCAUCCGCCUCUCUUUCCUCUCCGGAUUUUGACCUCCCAAGCUUUGACUCUGUUCUGAAAGCUGCUGCUGCUGGUUCUGCUGCUGCUGGUGGUUCUGGUGGCUCUGGUGCUGCUGCCUGUGCUGCCGUUUCUGGCAGUUCUUCUUUGACGGAUGGCAAGGCAAGCUCGUUCUUUUCCGGUGAUUCUGCCCGGACAGACCCUGUGCGCUGGGCAGAGCGAAGAAUGCUUCUCGGGCAGGAAAAGGAGAGAGAAGCAGGAAGCAGCAGUGGCAGCAGCAGAAAUGCCAUCAGCACCGCUUUCGUUCCCCCAUCUCCAACAACCCACUCUGCUGCUGCUGCUGGCGCUGGAUCAAGCGGGGAGGGAGGGGGGAGGGGAGGUGGGAGGGGAGGGGUUGUGUCUCCUCGGAAAGUGGAGGAUAGUAGCCGGACAGCUUGUCUGGCAAAGGCAGGGGCGUUGCUGCGAUCCUAUUGGCAGCAGCAGUCAGCUCCGCGCUACGACGCUGACCUGGCGCUGCUGACGUGUCAGGUGCAUGGCUUUAAUGAUGGGCUCAUCUUCCUCUACGAGCGAAUGCGCCUGUUCAAGGAAGCCCUGUCCCUCUACAUGAGAGAGGGCGACCGCAAGGGGCUGAUAGCAGCCUGCAAGCGCCUGGGGGAUGCGGGGAGGGGGGGGGACCCGGGGGUGUGGGCGGAAGUGGUUAGGUACCUGGGGGAUUUGGAGGAGGCGUGUGGGGAGGAGGUCGGGGAGGUGUUGGGAGCGGUGGAGAGGGGCAACCUGCUGCCACCGCUGCUGGUGUUGCAGACUCUCUCCCGCAACCCUAAAAUCACAGUGGGAGAGGUGCGGGACUUUGUGUCGCGGCACUUGCAGCAGGAGACGGCGACUAUCGAGGAGGAUAGAAGGGCGAUCGAGAAAUACCAGGUUGAAACGGACAAGUACCGGAAGGAGCUCCACCAGCUUCUCACCGCUCCUCUCGUCUUCCAGUCCUCUCGAUGUGCCGAGUGCAACGGCUCCCUCGACCUCCCUGCCGUCCACUUCUUUUGUCUGCAUGCGUUUCACCUGCGCUGCCUUGCCGACCCAACCACGGCUGUAGCGGCCGCUACAGCCGCCGCUGCUGCGUCCCUGGCAGGCUCAGCAGGUGGGGUGAGCGGGGGAGGGGUGAUGGGAGGAGGGAUGGGAGGGGGAGGGGGAGGGUAUGGGAUGAUGCGAGGUGGUGCUGGUGCUGGUGGUGGAGUGGGAGGGUUUAUGGGGGGUUAUGGGUCGGCAGCAGGAGCAGAAGCUGGUGAGCAAGGAGGAGGGGAGGGAGGGGAGGGAGGGGAGGGAGGAGAGAGUCUCAUGGAGUGUCCCAAGUGUGCCGCAUCGUAUCGAGUUGUGAGGGAGAUGAGGAAGGGGCUAAGGCAGAGUGCGGCAGACCAUGAUAGGUUCUUCCAGGAGUUGCAUGAUGCCAGGGAUGGGUUUGGAGUUGUGGCCGAAUACUUUGGUAGAGGGGUUGUUGGGGGAGGAAGUGGUGUGGAAGGGGGGUUGUAGUCACCAGUUAUAUGGGAACUUAUCGCUUUGAUGUCAAGCCACUACUCUAAGCUAAUGCAUUUGAAAAGCUCUUAGGCUCGAUAGACGGAAACCCAUUGUAGUGAUCCUUGUCAGGGCUCUCGACAUCAGACAAAAUCCGUCUGUUUGUCUGAUUUUCAGACUCUUUUUUAGGCGUUCCUCUGAUUUUUUAGAAACCUAUUUCUAGAAUUUCUGAUGCCCUAGAAACUGAAUUUUAGUCCUG
Molecule: messenger RNA, 5087 nt
Organism: Closterium sp. NIES-67
Lineage: Eukaryota; Viridiplantae; Streptophyta; Zygnematophyceae; Desmidiales; Closteriaceae
Source: the annotation of a GenBank genome assembly